AUGAUACCGGAGAAGAACUGCUCGGAACAUGCGACAGUAGAGGAGUUGGCAGCGUCGGCGUUCUCGUCAACACGGUUUGUCCGUGAACGUCGAUUCAUUCGAACAACUUACAACCCAAAUCGGAGGUUUACGAUUAAAAAGACGUGGAUUAGUUCCGGCUUUGACAAUCUUCGUCGUUUACGCGCCGACAUCAAACUGUGA
Angiostrongylus costaricensis is the source of this 201-nucleotide messenger RNA. The record is from the annotation of a GenBank genome assembly. NCBI's taxonomy places the organism in Eukaryota, Metazoa, Nematoda, Chromadorea, Rhabditida, Metastrongylidae.